CUCUGAUCGAGGAAGAAGGUUUGAUGUCUUAGACCCCUAGAGAAAACAGGUUAAGAAGUUUCUCUUCGAUCUUCUUCAAUCGCGCGACUCGUCUUCUGGGUUUCAAGCAGAUGAGUUCUUCGUCUUCUACCUUCCAGAUGGGUCAGCUUGUAGCUGACAAGCAUGUACGUUACAUUCUCAUGUCAGAAAAGAAGAAAGAGAGUUUUGAGUCGGUGGUGAUGGAUCAUCUCAGAAUGAAUGGUGCGUACUGGGGACUGACAACACUAGACUUACUCGACAAGCUUGGCUCUGUUUCCGUAAACGAAGUCGUUUCAUGGCUCAUGACCUGCCAGCACGAAUCUGGUGGCUUUGCUGGAAAUACUGGACAUGAUCCACAUGUUUUAUAUACACUGAGUGCUGUUCAAAUCUUGGCCCUCUUUGACAAACUAGACAUUCUUGACGUUGGAAAAGUAUCAAGCUAUGUCGCUGGUCUGCAGAAUGAAGAUGGAUCCUUCUCAGGAGAUAUCUGGGGAGAAGUAGAUACGAGGUUUUCUUACAUUGCCAUAUGCUGUCUCUCAAUAUUGAAAUGUCUUGACAAAAUCAAUGUAGAGAAGGCAGUUGAUUACAUUGUUAGCUGCAAAAACCUUGAUGGUGGUUUUGGGUGCACACCCGGAGCUGAAUCACAUGCAGGACAGAUUUUCUGUUGCGUGGGUGCUCUUGCUAUCACCGGGAGCCUCCAUCAUGUUGAUAAGGACUUGCUCGGUUGGUGGUUAUGUGAAAGACAAGUCAAGUCCGGGGGUUUAAAUGGACGACCCGAGAAGCUCCCUGAUGUUUGCUAUUCGUGGUGGGUCCUAUCGAGCCUGAUCAUGAUAGAUAGAGUUCACUGGAUCGACAAAGCAAAGCUUGUCAAGUUCAUCUUGGAUUGUCAGGAUUUGGAGAACGGAGGCAUCUCAGACAGACCGGACGAUGCUGUUGAUAUCUUCCACACCUACUUUGGAGUUGCAGGGCUUUCCCUCCUUGAGUAUCCCGGAGUGAAAGCAAUUGAUCCAGCGUACGCUUUGCCGGUUGAUGUCAUCAAUCGAAUUCUCCUAACCAAAUGAAGGCAAUGGUGUUUGACACUAUUAAGGGAGUUUCAGCUCAACUCUUCAAUACUGGGAGCAUUAGGACAUGAGCCGGUUUUAAGAUCAGCCUUUGUGCUUGCGGAGAUUGUGGGAGGGUGUUUCUUGAAGGAGAAGCUCAAAAACCUCCCUCAGGUAGGCAAAAAGCUCGUCAGCAAUUGUUCCAUCGGAGCAGAGUCCUUCUGCUCUUGUAACAACUCCUUCGAUGCUCCUUGAGCAAGAGAAGAAUCUCGGAAGUGCACGAAAGAGACUCGAGUUUGUCAAACUUAAACUCUCAAAGAAGAAAGAAAAUGAUGCAGACAAAACCAAUAACAGAUGGAGAAGGGCGAAAACAUGGAGCCCUUGUCCAAUUGGUAUGUUGCCUCGGUUCAUCGGAUCUUCUGGACUCUCAGAAUGCUCAUAAGAUCUCAAAACAAGCACAAGUAAACAACAAUGACAAAAGAGGAACUGAAGGCAAUAGUCAGCAAUUGGAGAAUUCAGCAUUUAAGAAAGCAAGGACGAGUACAGAAGAUCUUGUCAAAUGUUGCGACAUUUGAAACACAUGAGGAAGAAGCUGAGAUGGAAACAGAACAUGCAGAUGAGAAAUCUGAAAGUGAGAUCUGAUGUUAAAGGAAUGGCUUCUAAAGUUAAAAUGUGUUUGAUUGGAAAUAUUUUUGGAAACGUUCAUAGGCGUGCACUUAAACUGAUACGACAGUUUUUUUGGGAAAAUUAGUCAACCAGAUAUUGUGAUCAACUUACACAAGUAAGCUAUAUUGUGGCAUACAGAUAUAUUGGAACACUAACAGUCCCUUUUUCAACAACAUUAACUGGAUAACAAAUUAUUUUACAUGAAUAAGAGUAAACAAUGCGAGUGUAUUUUGAUUUUAUAGACAGAAAA
This is a messenger RNA of Brassica oleracea var. oleracea, 1974 nucleotides long. RefSeq names its product geranylgeranyl transferase type-2 subunit beta. Gene Ontology annotation, cellular component: Rab-protein geranylgeranyltransferase complex. The transcript has 11 exons. Lineage: Eukaryota; Viridiplantae; Streptophyta; Magnoliopsida; Brassicales; Brassicaceae. Gene Ontology annotation, molecular function: Rab geranylgeranyltransferase activity. The record is from RefSeq and is a predicted model, not a curated record. Gene Ontology annotation, biological process: protein geranylgeranylation. The coding region runs from base 111 to 1079 and encodes 322 amino acids.